AAGAAGAAGCAACUCUUCCGGGUUGGAGACAGAGGCGCCAAAAACGAAAUACUAUAUCGGUUUACCUCACGCCAGCAUUCCACGUGUGGAGUUGUUUUAUUGUCUCGCAUUUAUGUGAACAUUCGCUCUUCGAAAAUGGACCUCAAGUCGGAGUUUUUCGCCAAGUUGAAGAAGUUGUGUCAGACGCUGGAAACGGAGACGGCCCAGCUACAGCAGACCUUCAACUAUCGCCAUGACAAUACAGACUGCGAAGCAGCAGCGAAAGGCAUGCGAGUCUGUCACGACGUAAACUGUGAUGUUUUGGGCCUCAAGGGUCAGCUGCAAGAUGAGCUGAGUAAGCAGAAAGCACACAAAACAGACACGGACUCCUUCAUCCACGCCUGCAGGGCCAUGCAGAGCAAGGUCGCCCACGAUGUGCGUGAGCUCACGGCACACUUUGAAGAUUACGGAGACCAAAAUUCCACAGAUGGAUGCCCGUCUCACGCCGAAGACGCAACAAUGGAGGAAGAGUCGGCUGACAACGAGGAGGAGGAGGAGGACGACAAUGAACACACUGAGCAGGAAGAAGAAGUAGAAGAAGAAGAAGAAGUGGCAGAGGAUUGCAGCAAUUUGCCGACGUCGCCUCUGGCCGCGGUGCCUGCGGACCCAUUGAGCACACCCAAGUUGUCCGAUUUUGGCCUGUGCGAGCUCUAUCUCCACCAGAGGUUUUCAGAGUGCGGCCAGCAGCCCACCAUGCCCGAGCUGAGCCUCCCCCGCCGGGAUGUGCCCACGCCGCUACCGCCCACGCCCAGGUGCGCACUGCGCAUGGAUGAGGAUGAGCUGCGCACGCCGCAAAUGAGAGACUUGGGCCUGUCCGAGGACACCAUGUGUUUCAACGACUUCACCAUGGAGCUCUUCAAGAAGACGGCUGACAAAAGGCAAGCACAGGAUCCCCAAGCCCUGCCAGUGCCUGCUUUGACUGAAAGUCUACAAGAAGAAGAAAAUGUGAAGUCUCCUGAACCGCCUGUAUUCUGCACGCCGGGGUUCAAGAUCAAAAAAACAAACGGCCAUCGCUCCCCGCCGUCACGUAUGCCCGAGGGUGACGCCCCAUCUCCGAGCGCCGCCGAUCAGCUGCCCCUGACCCCCAAAGUGCCGGCCUUCCAAACUCCGUCUUUGAAACGUCUGCUCGGCAGCAAAACGCGUGAGCCCCCGGUCGCCGAAAGCAAGGACAGCCGCUCCAUGCCACUCCUGGAGACGCCUCGCGACGGUUCCGUCGUCGGCCGCCGCGCGUGGGAAUACGACGUGCCGGAAUUGCGCAUCCCAGGCGUGCAGGAGAGUGCGGACUUGGACGAAGCCACGCCGGACUUCCACCUUAGCCCCCCUCGAGCCACGAGGGACAUCUACGAGAUCAGCACCCCCGAGAUGCCAGAUCUGAGCUCCAUCACGCAGGACAUCUGCAAGCUCGUGUUGCAGUCUCAAAAACCGCCGAAAAAAGAACGCAAAAGCAGAUGUAUGAAUGCCGUGUCCAAGCAGGAGUUUCACAGCUUGCCGGCCUGGUUGAAGCAGAUUACGUUGAACAACCUCAACCGGGCGGUCCACAACAUCAACCAGUACUUGGUCCAGUGUCCAGGGGAGGACACGCGGGAGUUUGGGAUGGAGGAGCUGAAGAAGAUAACGGACGCGGGCAUCAAGGCGCCAGUCUACUUGCUGUGCUUGAGCGAGCUGAGGAGGCUGGAGCACGUGGAAGGAGUGCGAAACAGCGCCAUCUACAAGCUCAACUUGUGCAGCUGAGUGUUGAACUGCCCAUGAGUGACACCUCAUUCAUACACACACACACGAUCGCACUUCUUAAGCCUCGAGAGCAGCGUCGUUUGCACUUUUACGCCUAGCAAAUGUCCAAAUAGAAUAAAAUGCACCUCUGUAU
Molecule: messenger RNA, 1903 nt
Organism: Hippocampus zosterae (dwarf seahorse)
Lineage: Eukaryota; Metazoa; Chordata; Actinopteri; Syngnathiformes; Syngnathidae
Gene: ska3
Product: spindle and kinetochore associated complex subunit 3
Exons: 11
Coding region: 136-1770 (544 amino acids)
Biological process (GO): mitotic cell cycle; chromosome segregation
Cellular component (GO): outer kinetochore; spindle microtubule
Source: RefSeq, a predicted model, not a curated record